Molecule: messenger RNA, 736 nt
Organism: Tarenaya hassleriana
Lineage: Eukaryota; Viridiplantae; Streptophyta; Magnoliopsida; Brassicales; Cleomaceae
Product: 40S ribosomal protein S24-1-like
Exons: 5
Coding region: 77-481 (134 amino acids)
Biological process (GO): translation
Cellular component (GO): ribosome
Molecular function (GO): structural constituent of ribosome
Source: RefSeq, a predicted model, not a curated record
AAUUUCUUCAAUAGAAGCGGAGUAGCUGCCAGAAAAACCUUUCACCGGUCUCGCCGUUUACCCGGAGAUCGCAGCCAUGGCGGACAAAGCAGUCACCAUCAGAACGAGGAAGUUCAUGACCAACAGGCUUCUUUCCAGGAAGCAAUUCGUUAUUGAUGUUCUUCACCCAGGGAGAGCAAAUGUCUCAAAGGCUGAACUGAAAGAGAAGUUAUCAAGGAUGUACGAGGUCAAGGACACGAACUCCAUUUUUGUUUUCAAAUUCAGAACUCACUUUGGAGGUGGUAAAUCUACUGGGUUUGGGUUGAUCUAUGAUACGGUUGAGAAUGCAAAGAAAUACGAACCCAAAUACAGGCUCAUCAGGAAUGGACUUGACACCAAGGUCGAGAAAUCAAGGAAGCAAAUGAAGGAAAGGAAGAACAGAACAAAGAAAAUCCGUGGUGUUAAGAAGACCAAGGCCGGUGAUGCCGGGAAGAAGAAGUGAAGUGAGACACACUAAAAACAGGAACUGCGGUUUUGUUCUCCGUCUCAUGUUUCCAUGUCUGCAAUUAGAUUGUUGGCGACCUACACCAUUUACUGCAUCAUGGUUUUGUGUUUUUCUUGUUUGAUCUAAAAUUGGAUCUGGUUUUUAUGGUUAGAAAACAAGGAUAUUUAAGAUUUUGUUAUCCAUGGAUUAGAUCAUGGUUCGUGUGAUUUGAUGUUCUGAUGAAUCUGAUCUACCCAUGGGUUCUUGAGCUUA